This is a messenger RNA of Oncorhynchus gorbuscha (pink salmon), 847 nucleotides long. RefSeq names its product voltage-dependent P/Q-type calcium channel subunit alpha-1A-like. Gene Ontology annotation, biological process: chemical synaptic transmission; calcium ion import across plasma membrane. Lineage: Eukaryota; Metazoa; Chordata; Actinopteri; Salmoniformes; Salmonidae. The transcript has 7 exons. The record is from RefSeq and is a predicted model, not a curated record. Gene Ontology annotation, cellular component: neuronal cell body; membrane; voltage-gated calcium channel complex. Gene Ontology annotation, molecular function: high voltage-gated calcium channel activity. The annotation marks the transcript as partial.
GAGUGCGACAGGUGAGGCGUGGCAUGACAUCAUGCUGUCGUGUCUGGGGGGUAAGAAGUGUGACCCAGACUCAGGGAACACAGAACCAGAGUGUGGCAGCACCUUCGCAUACACAUACUUCGUCUCCUUCAUCUUCUUCUGUUCUUUCCUGAUGCUGAAUCUGUUUGUGGCUGUCAUCAUGGAUAACUUUGAGUACCUGACCAGAGACUCAUCUAUUCUGGGUCCUCAUCACCUGGACGAGUACGUCAGGAUAUGGGCCGAGUAUGACCCCGCUGCCUGCGGGCGCAUACAUUAUAAGGAUAUGUACAGUUUAUUGAGAGUAAUCUCCCCUCCUCUGGGCUUGGGCAAGAAAUGCCCUCAUAGGGUGGCCUGCAAGAGGCUGCUGCGCAUGGACUUGCCGGUUGCCGAGGACAACUCAGUGCAUUUCAACUCCACCCUCAUGGCUCUGAUUCGGACAGCGCUCGAUAUCAAGAUCGCCAAGGGAGGAGCUGACAAACAUCAGAUGGACGCUGAGCUAAGGAAAGAAAUGAUGGCCAUUUGGCCCAACCUCUCUCAGAAGAACCUAGACCUGCUGGUCACGCCACACAAGUCAGCCACAGACCUGACAGUGGGGAAGAUCUACGCUGCCAUGAUGAUCAUGGAGUAUUACAGACAGAGCAAGGCCAAGAAGCUCCAGGCCCUACGCGAGGAGCAGAACCGAACACCGUUAAUGUUUCAGCGCAUGGAGCCGCCCUCCCCUGGGGGAGGAGAAGGGGGAGGAGGGGGAGGCCCCGACGGGACGGGAGGAGGGAUGCCAGGGGUCAACGGCCUCCCGCCACACAGCACGACCCCAACAGCAUGUGAGUAG